Messenger RNA from Manihot esculenta (cassava), 1282 nucleotides. Its product is annotated as peroxidase 63. NCBI's taxonomy places the organism in Eukaryota, Viridiplantae, Streptophyta, Magnoliopsida, Malpighiales, Euphorbiaceae. The record is from RefSeq and is a predicted model, not a curated record. Gene Ontology annotation, molecular function: heme binding; peroxidase activity. Bases 106 to 1059 code for a protein of 317 amino acids. Gene Ontology annotation, biological process: hydrogen peroxide catabolic process; response to oxidative stress. The transcript has a single exon.
CUUCCGCACCUCACCUCCAUCCUGGCUAAGUAACUCGCCCCUCUCUCUCUCUCUCUCUCUCUCUCUCUCUCUCUCUCUCUUUUUCUCUCUCUCCGUCGACGAACCAUGGCGAAGCCGUUCCUCAUUCUCCUGAUUUCCUUCUCUUUUCUGGCAUUCCUCUCCGAAUCUAAGCUUUCCUACAACUACUACGACAAAUCCUGUCCAAGAUUCGCUCAAAUCAUGCAAGAAACCAUUACAAACAAGCAAAUUACCAGCCCAACCACCGCCGCCGGAACUCUACGCCUCUUCUUCCAUGAUUGUAUCCUCAAUGGCUGUGACGCUUCCAUCCUCGUCUCCUCUACUCCUUUUAACUCUGCCGAGCGUGAUGCCGACAUCAACCUCUCCCUUCCCGGUGACGCCUUCGAUCUCGUCACUCGUGCUAAGACUGCCCUCGAGCUUUCUUGUCCCAACACCGUUUCCUGCGCAGAUAUUCUCGCCGUUGCCACCCGUGAUCUCGUCACUAUGGUUGGUGGUCCUUACUACAAUGUUCUCCUCGGCCGCAAAGAUUAUCGCACCUCUAAGUCCUCUUAUGUAGAUGGAAAUCUGCCCAAACCCACCAUGUCCAUGUCGCAAAUCAUUAACAUCUUUGCUUCCAAAGGUUUCAGUAUUCAAGAAAUGGUGGCGUUGAGCGGCGCUCACACUAUAGGCUUCUCUCACUGCAACGAGUUCACCAGUUACAUCUACAAUGAUACCCAUUACAAUCCUAGAUUUGCUCAGGGGCUGCAAAGAGCCUGUGCUGAUUAUCACAAGAAUCCAGCUUUGUCUGUCUUCAAUGAUAUAAUGACCCCAAACAAGUUCGACAACAUGUAUUUCCAGAAUUUGCCUAGAGGGUUGGGGCUAUUGGAGUCAGAUCAUGGGUUGUAUAACGAUCCAAGGGCCAGGCCUUUUGUGGAGAUGUACGCCAAGGAUCAGAACAAGUUCUUUCAGGAUUUUGCAAGAGCAAUGCAGAAGCUUAGUGUUUAUGGCGUGAAGACAGGAAGGAGAGGUGAGAUUAGGCGCAGGUGUGAUGCUAUCAACUGAAAAUUUGAAAUUUCUUUUAUUUAUUUUUAUUGUUUAUGAUUGAGGCAAGAGAAGAGAUAAUGGGUGAUCGUGAUGGAGAUGGAAGAUAUUAUUAUUAUUUUUUGUAUUAAUUCUUUGGGUCGUGAGUUGUGAGGAUCUGAAAGUAUACAAUCUUCGUCUGGACCAAUCUUGAUAUGAAGCUUGAAUUAUACAUAUUCUGUUUAGUUGCGCUUUCUUGAGAAAA